CAACUUGUACUUGAAAAGCUCCUUCCUCUUAUUUUAACAUUUUAUAAUGGCUUCGGGAAACAAUUUUAACGGCAAGAUAGCACUGAUUACAGGGGGAGGCAGUGGCAUAGGCCGUGCAGUGUGCCAGAUCCUCGCCCGUGAUGGUGCCAGGGUCAGUGUGUGUGAUAUCAACCUGCAGGGUGCCCAAGAAACAUUGGCAUCACUGAAACAGCCAGGCAACCAUGUUGCCUUGCAUAUGGAUGUGGCAGACAAGGAGUCCGUGCGUAGGGCACUCAGUGCCACUCAGGAGAUGCUCAAAGGCACUCCAACCUUGCUGGUGAACAGCGCCGGCAUAGGGAUCCGAUCGUCUUUCCUGGAGAUGUCAGAGGAUGCUUUUAUGAAGGUCGUCGACGUCAAUCUCAAGGGUACGUUCCUUGUGAGCCAACUCGUGUGCAACGCCAUGAUCGAGAGAGCGGAGGCCCAGGGAGGGUCUGUGGUGAACAUUGCAAGCUUAGCAGGAAGGAACGGCCUGGCUAUGCACUGCCAGUAUGCAGCUACGAAAGGGGGUGUGAUGGCCUUCACAAAGUCGAUCGCAAAGGAACUCGCCAAGACAGGCAUAAGGGUGAACUGCAUAUUACCAGGGGCCAUUAGGACACCCAUGAUGGCCGGUAUCCCCAAGGAACUUCUCGCAGAAGCUCUGAGAGUAAAUGCUUUGGGACGCCAAGGAGAGCCUGAAGAGGUGGCUGAAAUGGUCGUAUUUCUACUGUCUGAGAAGAGCUCGUACAUGGUAGGAACGUGUGUCGAAGUAACUGGAGGGCACUAUGCUUAAGAAUAUUCUAAAGGUGUGGUAAAGAGUUCCCUUCUACGUUUACAGGAAAUUAGAGAAUGUUCAGUUGAAUAUGGGAUGCAUUAUUUUUGUAAAUCCACAUCAUUUAUGCUCGUGAAAAAUAAAGAAUUGCUCAAAUAAAAUAAUCUGAUUUAA
Messenger RNA from Penaeus monodon (black tiger shrimp), 961 nucleotides. RefSeq names its product estradiol 17-beta-dehydrogenase 8-like. The transcript is spliced from 6 exons. The record is from RefSeq and is a predicted model, not a curated record. Gene Ontology annotation, molecular function: oxidoreductase activity, acting on the CH-OH group of donors, NAD or NADP as acceptor. NCBI's taxonomy places the organism in Eukaryota, Metazoa, Arthropoda, Malacostraca, Decapoda, Penaeidae. The coding region runs from base 47 to 808 and encodes 253 amino acids.